CCAGGGGAGAGGAGGAGGGAUUCAUUCAUUUCCUAGUGUUCGCUGUGAUGGUCAAAACACAAUUAAAACUUAUAAAACAUUUAAUGAAAACGUUUCACAUUAGUAAUUUAGCCGAACAUUGAUGAAUGUGAUUUCAUUUUAACACAAAAGGUAGGCAUGCAUGGUGAGAGUUUGAGAAUAGUUCAUUAUAAUUAAUGUCUCCGGCUCUCCGUAGAUUCGAGGUCGUCUCGGCUCUGUUUCAUAUUCCGUGAUCUUUAAAGAUUUUACACGAAGGGAUCUAUCUGCGAUUGCCAUCUGACUAGAUCAGUCAUAUCAAGUGAUAAAUCGUUCCAAACUUUUUUGGCGGUGCUGCCAGUUUGGCUAUGCGCAUGUGCGAAGGUGUCCAAACUGACAAUGCUGGAGAGAUAGCGAGUCUGGAUUGAGAAACACAGAGAAAAAAGAAAAAGGAGGAAAAGAUCCAAGAAAAAAUCUAACAAACCCACGCCGAAGGACUGGCAUCAUGAGGUCCAAAGGCAGGGCACGGAAACUGGCCACAAGUAAUGGUGAGGACUUUGUCCUCUACCCCUCUGAUGUCCUGGAUGAUGUGUGUGUACCGGACGGAGACCCCGCGGUACCAACCUCGGCCCCCCCAGCAGAGGACUCCCCCUCCCCUGGCUUCUCUGCUGAUGAUGAUGCCUCUCCCCUGGAGCCAUCCCCCUUCCACUCUGCCCUCUACAUGCCCCAGGACGAGAUGCCCAUUCCCGCCGACUUCCAGCUGCGCCAGUCGGGCGUCCCCGGUGUCGGCGGCGGCCUGGGCAUCUGGGCACAGAGGACGGUGGACGUGGGCGAGCGCUUAGGACCAUACGUGGGCGAGCAGCGGGUGUGCCUGAGACACCCCACCCAAGGCUGGGAGAUCUUGGACGGGUCGGGCCAUGUAAAGUUCUGUGUGGAUGCCAGCGAGCCUGAUAUCGGGAGCUGGCUGAAGCACAUCCAGUUUUCCCCCACGGCCCACCAACACAACCUGACGCCGUGCCAGAUAGAUGAUCAGAUUUUCUACAGAGUGACUCGAGAGAUCCAACCAGGAGAGGAGCUGCUUCUGUACAUGAAGGCAGAGGAUUAUUCAUGUGACAGCAUGGCUCCUGAUAUGCACGAGGAGAGACAGUAUCGCUGUGAGGAUUGUGACCAGCUCUUUGAGUCUGUCUCUGAGCUGCUGGACCACCAGAAGGUUCCGUGUGGGACACCCACCUCAGCCUUCCUGGGGAACCCUGGAGGGGACAGUAGUGACCUGGAAGGCCCCGAAGGCCUGGAGCCCCACGACCUGCACCUGUCCCACAGCCUCAGCCACGACGGCCACGACCACGACGGCCCCCAGGAGUGUAAGGAGUGUGAUCAGGUGUUCCCCGACCUCCAGAGUCUGGAGGCUCACUCUCUGUCUCACUCGGAGGAGAGGGAAUACAAGUGUGACCAGUGCCCCAAGGCCUUCAAUUGGAAAUCCAACCUGAUUCGUCAUCAGAUGUCACAUGACAGUGGCAAGCACUACGAAUGUGAAAACUGCACAAAGGUACAGUCAUGUACCUGCUCAAAGCAGGUGUUCACAGACCCCAGUAACCUGCAGAGGCACAUCCGCUCGCAGCACGUGGGGGCGCGGGCUCACGCCUGUCCCGAUUGCGGGAAGACCUUUGCCACGUCCUCUGGCCUGAAGCAGCACAAGCACAUCCACAGCAGUGUCAAGCCCUUCAUAUGUAAGUCACUCAGACCCUUCAUAUGCGAGGUGUGCCACAAGUCCUAUACGCAGUUCUCCAACCUGUGCCGCCACAAGCGCAUGCACGCCGACUGCCGUACCCAGAUCAAGUGUAAGGACUGUGGUCAGAUGUUCAGCACCACCUCCUCCCUCAACAAGCACCGGCGCUUCUGUGAGGGCAAAAACCAUUUCACGGCAGGGGGGUUGUUCGCCCAUGCCCAAGGCAUGUCCCUCCCCGGUGUCCCUGGUGCCAUGGACAAGGCCGCUAUGGGUGGGAUGGGGCACAGCAGUGCCAGCCUGGCAGACUACUUUGGGAACCGGCACCACAGUGGCCUGACGUUUCCAUCCGCCCCUGGCUUCCCCUUCAGCUUCCCGGGCCUGUUCUCUUCUGGACUGUACCACCGACCCACCCUCAUCCCGGCCACCUCCCCAGUCAGACGGCCCCCAGGUCCAGGUACGGAGCACAGCAAGGGCCCCCUCCUGUCGCCCAGCCCCAGGGCCCAGGAGGCCAGAGAGCUGCUCAAGACCCUCCGCAAGGAGGCAUCACCCGGCAACGAGCAGCCUCAGGGGACAGAGCAGCGACAGGCCCAGGGCUCCUCCUCCAAGCAGCGGCAUGGCGGCGGCAAGUUGAGCAGCCAAUCAGAGAGCAGCGACCUGGAUGACGUGAGCACGCCCAGUGGGAGCGACCUGGAUACCACGUCAGGCUCGGAGCUGGAGAGCGACAUGGAGAGCGAAGGCCAGCGGGAGAGGGCACCCCGGGAGAACGGGAAGGGGCCCAAGAGGAAGGCGGGCGGAGGCCCCCAGAGCCCCACCAUCCUGACCAGUAACCAUACUAAGGAGUUCCAAGGCGGCCCCGCCUUAUUCCCUCCCUCGCUGGACGAGCACACGGCUGUCUCAGGGGCGGUCAAUGACUCCAUCAAGGCCAUCGCCUCCAUCGCUGAGAGGUACUUUGGCUCCACGGGGCUGGCGGGCCUGCAGGACAAGAAGGUAGGCACCCUGCCCUACCCCUCCAUGUUCCCCCUGCCCUUCUUCCCAAACUUCUCCCCGCCCGUCUACCCCUUCCCAGAGAGAGAGCUCAGACCUCCAGGCCUCAAGGGGGAGCCCCAGUCCCCACCUGACGAACCCACCAAGAAAGGCCAGAGCAGGACCUCUGAGUCGCCCUUUGACCUUACCACCAAGCGCAAGCAGGAGGAGAAGGUCCCCGCCCCAUUUACCCCCGUCUCCAAUUCCAAACCGGAGGCCUCCUCACGUUCCACCAAUCAGGACCAGCCGCUGGAUUUGAGCAUGGGCGGCACGAGGCACCGUAGCAGUAGCCGCACCUCCCGGAGGGAGGAGUUGAAGAAGAUCCACGUGUUUGGAGAAGACACGGCAGGGGUGGAGCUUCCUAAAGCCGACACCUCUCUGCAGCACGCUAGGCCCACCCCCUUCUUCAUGGACCCAAUCUACAGCAGGGUUGAGAAGAGGAAGAUGAACGAUCCGUUUGAGGCUCUGAAAGACAAGUACAUGCGGCCCGCCCCCGGCUUCCUCUUCCAUCCACAGUUUCGUAUGCCAGAUCAGAGAUCCUGGAUGUCGGCCAUUGAGAACAUGGCGGAGAAGCUGGAGACGUUUGGUUCGCUUAACCCCGAGUCAGGUGACCUGAUGCGCUCCGUCCCCUCCAUGUUUGACUUCCGAGCCCCGCCCACUGCCCUCCCCGAGACGCUACUGCGCAAGGGCAAGGAGCGCUACACCUGCAGAUACUGCGGUAAACUAUUCCCACGGUCUGCCAACCUGACCCGCCACUUAAGGACACACACGGGAGAGCAACCGUACAGGUGUAAGUACUGCGACCGCUCGUUCAGCAUCUCCUCCAACCUGCAGCGCCACAUCCGCAACAUCCACAACAAGGAGAAGCCCUUCAAGUGUCACCUGUGUGACCGCUGCUUCGGCCAGCAGACCAACCUGGACCGUCACCUCAAGAAGCACGAGAACGGUAACCUCUCAGGCACGGCUGCGUCCUCCCCUCGGUCAGAGCUGGACAGCAGCAGUGCCAUCCUGGACGACAAAGAGGACUCCUACUUCAACGAAAUACGAAACUUUAUCGGCAACACAGGCCAGAACCAGCCAUCCCCUGACCAUUCUGAGGAAGGGUUGAACGGGGGUCCUUUCGAGGAGGAGAAGCCCCUGAUGGCCAGCCACGGGUCACAUGACCUGGAGGAGGGGGAGGGAGAGGAGCUUGCCGCCGAGGAGGAGGAGGAGGAGGAAGGGGAGCAGAGCGACUCCGCUGCUGGGAAACCUAGAGACGAAGCUCCCCCCAGCAACCUAGAUGAUGACAUCAUACACAACGAAAUAGAAUUUGACGGACCUAGCGAUUUGGACCUCAACUGCAAGACCUCCCCAAGGAGGGAUUCGGUUGUCUCCCUCCUCUCCAGCUAUGAGGAGGAAGAGGAUCAGAGUAGCUACUCUGCGCUGGAUCACAUCCGUCACUUCUCUGACAUGCAUAAGAUGGAAGACAGUGAGUUCAGUGACGGGGACGGCACCGCCUUCGGCUCCCCCAGCCUGCCUGAGGCCGUCAAACAGCCCCUGUACAGGAAAUCCAAGUCCCAGGUGGAUGCGUACGCCAUGAUGCUGUCUCUGGCUGACAAGGACGCACUCCACCCAGCCAACCACACACCAGCCACCAUGUGGCACAGCCUGGCGCGGGCCGCUGCUGAGUCCAGUGCCAUCCAGUCCCUCAGCCAUGUAUGAUACCCCAAUCCCUGACCUCUAACCCCCCCCCCCCCCCCGACCCCAACCUAUCGCACUGGGAGCCCUUGGGGGCCAUCAGCGGGGCCCCUGGCCCUUGGCCCGUCACAGACUGCCGAGCAGAACCACGGCCCAUCUGACUGCUGAGCAGAAUGCCUUACACACGAGCAGGGUCACCGUCCACAGAGAACCGCCCAGCCCUCCAAGAGAUCCAACAAAACAUCCCUCCUGUGACCUUAAAUUCAGUCAUUAUGUUUAUUAUCGACGACAAUGAUGAUGAUAGUGAUUAUUGAUUAUGGUGAAAAUAAAAAUGAUAAAUAAUAAUAGCUGUAUUUAUUCUGGUGAGUUUCUAUGUUUUGCACAGCAGCGGCGGCUGGUAGGAGGGAUGAUGGAGAUGGUUUUGUUAGAUGUUACAUUGCUAGAGCAUGUCAUGUGUCCACUCAGUGGAACUGUGUCACGUGUCCACUCAAUGUCAUGUGUCCACUCAGCUGAGAACAUUUGUCCUCUGUGUGAUGUUGUUUGUAUUUGGAGAACCCAUUCGGGACCGCGGUCCAACCACGGUUUGAUAUGUGUACAGAGUACAGACCCUACCUAGCCCCACAUAGGCCAACCUAUUCUUACCAGGCCUCACCUAACCACCCCUAGCUCCAUCUAGAAUCACAUAAUCCUACCUAGACCUACCAUGCCACAAUACAGCUAACUCACCCCACAUUGCCCAACCUAGACGGAGACCUGGCCUUCAGACCAUCUCAGCUGGAUUGGAGUAUCAGUGAAAUAUGUUAUGAGAAUGAUUCCCUUUAACCCCUGGAUAUAAACAGGUGUUUUCCAUCAACAUGUACUUAUAUAAAUGCUAGGAUACUUGGAAGGGUGGUGCUGAGUAAAGACUCGGGUCCAAAUGAACCACACCUCUCCGAGAAAGAUGGUGCUACAAACGCAUUACGACAAGAUUGUUGAUAAAUGAAGAACAAAAGAAAAAGAAACAUUGAAAACGGAGAAAAAUCGGACUGGUUUUACCACCUAAGAAGGAGUUUGCAUAGCUGCGUGUGUCUGCACAAUCACAGAACUGUACACGAGUGUCUGCAAACUGCGGCUCUGAAGCUGCACUCGGUCCCACCCUGCUGCGCUCUCUGUGAAAGGAUCUAAGUAGUUUGUCGUUUUUAGCGGAAGAAAAGAAGAAACCACAAUCUUUUUUUUUACUCUGAAAAAGUAGCAAGUGCUGAAGUUUAUCGUUAUUAAACAGUAAAAAGGGCAUCUCUCCCCCUUUCUCGAAACCCCAAACUCAUCGUAGUCGGCCAACGAUACCACUAAUUAGCCUAAAUGCUAGUCGUUAGCUACCCCCAUCCUCGUGUCUUUCAUUUUUUAGACAAUCAUGUUUUUUUGUUGUUUUUUUUUUCUACAUUUUUAUUGUUGUUGUUGAUGUUAUUGCUGUUGUAUGUUGAGAAUUGUAUUUAUUUCUUGGCAAACUGUAGUUUGUUUACUGAAUAGCACUGCUCUUACCCAUAGUGAAGGGGAGAUUCCUCACUGGGGCCUACUCCAGAACUCAAUGGGGUUUGUAGAUGACGUUUGAGUGCCGGAUAGUAUUAAACAUACCAUUCACUCUUUAUUCUUCUAAUGAAACUGGUUGAUGAUGAAUAGAUAUUACUUUGGGGUUUUUUGUACGACAAUUUAAUGAUCCAAUUGUAAAUGGAAAAAACAAACAUUAUAAAGACAUGAACAAAUAAAAAGAUGCCAGGUAUAAGUUCUUCAUAAUCGCAUGAUUGGUCUCCAUAGAUCUGUAUCUGACAGUUUUCUACGGUGGUCUGCAAGCUUGUGUGACGUUCAGUCAAUGUUAAUCCCUUGUGCCAAACCUAUAAUAAAUUUCAGAUUAUAUUCAUUUAUCCUCCCAUUUUGAGGGACCAGAUUGUUUGUUUGUUUUUUGUUUGUUUUUUGUCAUUGAUGUUUUUGUUUUUGUUUAUAAUCCAUUUUAAAAAGUAAUCAGCAAGUUGAGGUACUUUGUUUUAAUGCUUUCUACAAUGUAACUGUAAUGCAUUUCAAUUCAAUACUGUGGGAGGAGCAACUAAAAAAUAAAGGACUACAAUGUGGAUUAA
Molecule: messenger RNA, 6528 nt
Organism: Oncorhynchus mykiss (rainbow trout)
Lineage: Eukaryota; Metazoa; Chordata; Actinopteri; Salmoniformes; Salmonidae
Source: RefSeq, a predicted model, not a curated record